Messenger RNA from Fragaria vesca subsp. vesca, 1579 nucleotides. Its product is annotated as aspartic proteinase-like protein 2-like. The record is from RefSeq and is a predicted model, not a curated record. The coding region runs from base 1 to 1539 and encodes 512 amino acids. Gene Ontology annotation, molecular function: aspartic-type endopeptidase activity. Gene Ontology annotation, biological process: proteolysis. The transcript is spliced from 9 exons. Lineage: Eukaryota; Viridiplantae; Streptophyta; Magnoliopsida; Rosales; Rosaceae.
AUGGAACCAAGAGGCCUAGGGGACAGGUUGGGUGGUUCAGUUGUGUUACUGGUGGUGAUUGUUUCAGCAUUGGUAGUCAAUGUGUCCGGUAACUUGGUUUUUCCAGUGAGCCAUAAGUUUAAUGGUAGACAGGGCGCAUCAUUGAGUGAACUUAAAUCCCAUGAUGAUCGUCGUCACGCUAGAUUUCUCGGAGCCACCCAAAAUGCUAUAGAUGUGGUUUUGGGUGGCAACGGCCAUCCUUCUGAAAAUGGGCUCUACUACGCUAAACUUGGGAUUGGGAAUCCUUCGCACGACUAUUACGUGCAAGUUGAUACCGGAAGUGACGUAUUUUGGGUAAUGUGCUCUGAGUGCAGCAAAGACGAGUGCCCAACCAGUUCUGAAAUCAAAGGUGUUAACAUCACACUAUACGAUCGAAAAAGCUCUUCCACUUCAAAGGUGGUGACUUGCAAUGAUAACUUUUGCGAUCUCGUUAACAAACAAGAACGUCAGGAGUCCGAUUGCAAGGCAAACGAGACAUGCAACUUCAAGCUUACUUAUGGAGAUGGAGAAUCAACUUCGGGAUACUAUGUCAAGGAUGAUAUGCAAUUUCAGAAAGCCAGCGGAAACUCUCAAACGUCCAACUCUAGUGGAUCUGUAGUAUUCGGGUGCACGACUAAAAAAUCUGGCGCGAAAAAUAACCCUAAUUCAGCAGUUUCGGGGCUAAUUGGUUUUGGCCAGGCCAAUUCAUCGAUGCUUUCACAGCUAGUGGCCGCAGGAAAGGCGAGGAACAAAUUUGCACAUUGCUUGGAUAACACGAAACAAGGUGGUGGAAUCUGGGCUAUAGGAGAAGUUGUGGAACCAAAAAUUAAGAAUACCUCACCUAUAGUACCAAAUCAGGAUCAUUACAAUGUCGUGUUGGAGAAAAUUGAGGUUGGAGGUGAUGUUAUAGAACUUCCUAAAAGUGGUGGUGGUGUUUUUGACAACUUAUUUGGCAGCAGUUCAGCUUCAGACCAGAAUAAUAUGGCAAUUUUUGACAGUGGUACAACGUUGGCCUUUUUACCACCGGAGUUGCAGGAACAAAUAGUGAAGAAGAUAUUGGCCAAGGAGCCUGGAUUGGAAUUGCGUACCAGUGGGGAGUUUACAUGUUUCGAGUUCUCCAAAAAAGUUGAUGAAAUAUUUCCUAUUGUCAAGUUCAGUUUCAAGAAUUCUGCUUCAAUGUGGGUGUAUCCUCAUGAUUACCUCUUCACUUUGAAAGAGGACGAUAAGUGGUGUCACGGUUGGAUGAAAUCUAAACCUGGAUCAAAAACCAGCAUUAUUCUGGGAGAUAUGAUCCUUUCGAAUAAGGUAAUCGUAUACGAUCUGGAAAAGCAGGUCAUUGGGUGGACGGAUCACAACUGCUCUUCAAGCAUAAAAGUGAAAGAUGACCAGUCAGGGUCAGACUACUCUGUUCAGUACCACAAUCUUGCUGAUUCAGAUGCUUCCAGCCUAAGACUAACAAUGUCAAUCGUGUUGUUAGUAACUGCUGCUGCUACGGCUAUGCUGCAAAUGAUCUCUAUAUAAAUCCAUCACUCUCAUCUCACCUAGCUAGCUAGUUUAUUUA